AUGAAAAUAAUUGACCGUCUGCGCACAUUUUGCUGUUUAAGUGUGGCAGAAAAACCUGUUAAGCUCGGCAGGGAUGGUAUUGUGGUCCAGAUAGACGAAAGUCUGUUCAGGCACAAACAGAAGUACCAUCGAGGUAGACAGCCAGGGCGUGAGAUCUGGGUAUUUGGACUGGCUGAUGUGUCCUUUACACCAGCUAAAAUCUCAUUGCACGUGGUAGAUGAUCGUAAAGCCUCCACAUUGCUGCCUAUCAUUGAGCGUGUAUGCCUUCCAGGCACCAUCAUCAACAGUGAUGAAUGGAGGGCAUACAUGGGCAUAUCUGAUAAGCUCAGAUUCACUCAUGAGACUGUUAAUCACAGUGAGAGCUUUGUGAACCCAGUUACUGGCACCUACACUCAGAAUAUUGAGUCAACGCGGAAUACGUGA
Molecule: messenger RNA, 423 nt
Organism: Enterospora canceri
Lineage: Eukaryota; Fungi; Microsporidia; Enterocytozoonidae
Source: the annotation of a GenBank genome assembly